AUGCAGGUGCUCAUAGAAACGGUGGAUGGCGUGGUAGUGCAGAAGGACAGUCCUGCAGACGACCACAUUGACAACCUGACCGAAGCAAAUUCAACCACUCGUGUUCAGCUGGGCGAGCCUUAUAAUCUGCCCUGUCUACGAGAGCUGUUCCGAUUCCUAACUACUUUGAUUGACCCCAAAGACCCCGACAAUACGGAUGGCAUGCUGCGAUUAGGUAUUCAGCUGCUAACUGUGGCUGUAGAGGUUGCUGGUCCUCUUUUCCCCGAGUUCCCCACACUUCUGGGGCUGCUUUCCAAUGAGAUGUGUCGCUAUAUGUGCGCUGUGACCAGUACAGGCUCGUUGACUCUCUUCACAUUAGCAGCCAGACUGGGAUUACUGACAUUCCAGACACUCCGUAUACAUAUCAAAUUCCAGCAAGAGCUGUUCUUGGACCUCCUGAUGAAGCGG
Molecule: messenger RNA, 447 nt
Organism: Sphaeroforma arctica JP610
Lineage: Eukaryota; Ichthyosporea; Ichthyophonida
Exons: 2
Source: RefSeq, a predicted model, not a curated record